Molecule: messenger RNA, 797 nt
Organism: Prunus avium (sweet cherry)
Lineage: Eukaryota; Viridiplantae; Streptophyta; Magnoliopsida; Rosales; Rosaceae
Source: RefSeq, a predicted model, not a curated record
AAAAUUUUUUAAGAGUAAUUUGAAAAAGGCCAAUUGAAAAUGGCGCAUAACUUGAGAACAGUACCAUAGAGAGACUAGAAUCCCCUACUCAAUACUCUCCAAACCUCCGUCUCCGUGGUGUCGUCGACUCGUCGAGCAUGGCUUGGGAUUUGAUCUAUUGGCUUAUCUGCUUCUGCAUCGACCUUGCCCUCUUCGCCUCAAGCCUUUACCAGUAUGUGAUGCUAACGGACUUGGAGGCUGACUAUAUCAACCCUUACGAAUUAUCAUCUCGCAUCAAUCAAUUGGUUGUCCCUGAGUUCGUAGUGCAUAUAGUCUUCUGUGCGCUUUUCCUCUUGACACAGCAUUGGUUCAUGUUCCUGAUUACAGUCCCCAUUACUUGCUAUAUUGUGAUGUUGUUUGUAAAACAGCAGCAUCUUAUUGAUGUCACUGAAGUCUUCAGGGUUCUUAAUACUGAGAAGAAGUGCCGGCUUGUCAAACUUGGUUUCUACUUUUCUCUCCUCGCUAUCAUCAUCGUCAGGAUUACAAUAGCUGCUUUCAACUCUUUGACUAGUGAGGAACAUGCUGUGAAUAUAUUUUGAUUGAUCACUGCUUGACAGUUAUAUAAAAGCCAUUCAUUGUAAGUUCGUUUUCCAUGUUUGUUAUCUGUAUUACUAAAAGAUGAAUUCUAGCUCAGGGGAAUAGUCAAUCUAGAUCUCAGACGGUAGAAUGAUUCAGUGAACAGUCAUACCCUUUGUUGUUUUGAUAUGUGAAGUGUUCCUGGUGAUUGAUAGAUAUGAGAAAUCCUUGUAGAUUGUUCC